AUGGUCGAGGACGCUCCCAGCGCCCUCCUCGAUGCGUCCCUUGCGCAAGCAAAGGGCGCGGAUAUUGUCGAGUAUCGCGUCGAUCUGCUCUUCGAGCAGCGCGACGAGGAAUCGCUCGGAGAACGCAUGGGCCGCGUGCUGGAUCUGGUCAAGGAAUCCCCGCUGCCGUGCAUCGUCACUUGCCGCCCCCACUGGGAAGGCGGCGAAUACCACGGCGACGACGACGAACGCAUCUCUCUCUACGAAGCCCUCGGGACCUCCGAUCAUCCCCCGGCAUACAUCGAUGUCGAGCUCGCGACCUACACACGCUCUGCGAAUAUCCGCCAGAAAGUCAACCUCGCCGUCGAUCAUCCCAAGCAACAGCGCCAGGUCACGACGCGACUGAUCCUCUCCUCGCACGAUUUCGCUGGACGCCCCGCCGACCUAACGCGCCGGAUCAUCGCGAUGAACGACGAACCAGCGUGCAGCGUCGUCAAGAUCGCGUACCGAGCGAGGUCCAUCCGCGACAAUCUUGAACUGUUCGAGAUCCUGCGCGAUCGACAGAAGCCGACGAUUGCGCUGGGGAUGGGUGAGUUCGGGACGAUGAGCCGAAUCCUCGCCCCCAAGUUUGGUGGACUGCUGACCUUUGCAUCCCUCAGGAGCGAAUCGACCACCGCGCCGGGACAGCCGACGAUCGACGAGCUGCUCAACCUCUACCGCUUCCGCUCCAUCAAAGCAAGCACCAAGGUCUACGGCAUCAUCGGUUGGCCGAUCACACACUCCAUGUCUCCACUGGUGCACAACGCGGGGUUCGAGGCGAUCGGGUGGGAUGGGGUGUAUGUGCCGAUGCCGAUCGCGGCUGAUCCAAACGACGAGAAGGGUAGUGACAUUAGCUAUGUUGCAACUAUGGCCGCACUGCUCGAUGACGGUCGGUUCGGAUUUUGUGGUGCAAGCAUAACAAUUCCUCACAAGGAAAGACUCGCGCGGUACUCAGCAGACUAUGAAAUAGAGUUCACCGACCCGAAAUCAAUACCAGGUAUCGGUGCCGCAAACACAUUCAAACAAGCGUGGACCGAGUUGAGCGAUGUAGACUGGAUUUACGAUGGCUCCUAUACGAUCAACUCUGACGCGAGUGCUAUUGAGUCGCUCAUGCUGCAGUCAAUCCCCAACUUGACUGCAGAGCGUAUUUGCAUCUUUGGCGCUGGUGGCGCUGCUCGAGCGGCUGCAUGGGUGGCACUUACAAACGGUGCUCAUGUUUCUGUUUGUAAUAGAAACCAAGAUCGGGCAGAACAACUUGUGAAAUCACUCUCAGAUGAUCAUGGGAUUGGUUGGGAAGGUUCGAUCAACUACUGCUCAUCACAAGAAGCAAAUGACUCCAUGUACCAAAUGUACAUCAACUGCACCCCCGUCGGCAUGACCGGCGGUCCCGAUCCCGAAGGCCUCUCCAUCCCCAUCCCCGACAUGCCCCCGCUCCCGCCGGAGACCGUCUUCUUCGACACCGUCUACAACCCCAUCGAGACCCCGAUGCUCAAAGCCGCGAAGGAACGAGGCUACCGCACGAUCGACGGCGUCCAGAUGUUCGUCAAGCAAGCGGAAGCACAGUUCGAGCUCUGGACGGGACAAUCCGCUCCAGAAGGUCUGUUUGACACGCUCGAGGUUCCCGUGACCAUCACAGUCCGCAUCAUCCGCGCCCUCGUGCUCGGCGUCCUCGGAGCCGCACUCCCCCUCGCGACCUAUACCGCAAUCACCUCGCACGCCUCGGCGUCUGGACCAUACGAGAAUCCACGCAUGACCCCCCCAAACACCACCGAAGCUCUGUACUCCAAAUCUGGUCACAACAUCACGCCGCUGAGCGAUGAGAAGAUCCAGGAACUCGCGAAGGACCUGACCGACGAGGAACGCAAGAUCAUCCUCAACGAAGGAACCGAGCCCCCCUUCUGCGGCAACCUCCUCGACAACAAGAAAGACGGCAACUACCACUGUCGACUCUGCAAACUCCCGCUCUUUGGAAGCAACUCCAAGUUCCACUCUGGAACAGGUUGGCCGAGCUUCUUCCAGCCCGUCGAUCCAAAGCAUGUCGCGACCGAAGAAGACAACUCACACUUUAUGUCGCGCACCGAGAUCCUCUGCGCCCGCUGCGGCGGACACCUCGGGCACGUCUUCCCUGAUGGUCCCAAACCGACCGGACUCCGAUUCUGUGUCAACUCCGCUUCGCUCGAGUUCUUUGAAGCCGGCGACGAGCUUCCUGAGAUGGCCAAGCCAAGCACGCUCGAGGUCGCGUACUUCGCCGGCGGAUGCUUCUGGGGGAUCGAGGAUCGUUACGAGAAGCACAUCGGCGUCAUCGACGCCGUCUCCGGAUUCCAAGGCGGCGACGACUCGCGCGAGCCGUCGUACCGCGAGGUGUGUACCGGAGUGACGGGACAUGCGGAAUCGGUCAAGGUGACCUUUGAUCCUGCCGUGGUCAGUUACGAGAAGCUCCUGUCUUGGUUCUUCCGUAUCCACGACCCAACCCAAGGCAACCGCCAAGGUCCUGACGUCGGCACGCAGUACCGCUCCGCGAUCUUCACCACAAGCGACGAGCAGCACGAGCAAGCGAAAGCAUUCCUCGAAGCUCAGCAGAAUGAAGGACGCUGGUCGAAGCGCAAGAUCACGACCGAGCUCCGCCGAGCAGAAGGCGCGAAGUUCUACGAAGCCGAGGAAUACCACCAAGACUACUACGCCCGCAAGGGCGGCACCUGCGCCGCUCCGAUCUAUCCGGAAGAUUGA
Molecule: messenger RNA, 2745 nt
Organism: Symbiodinium sp. CCMP2592
Lineage: Eukaryota; Dinophyceae; Suessiales; Symbiodiniaceae
Source: the annotation of a GenBank genome assembly